This is a messenger RNA of Lycium ferocissimum, 1542 nucleotides long. Its product is annotated as nucleosome assembly protein 1;2-like. Gene Ontology annotation, molecular function: chromatin binding; histone binding. The transcript has 11 exons. Lineage: Eukaryota; Viridiplantae; Streptophyta; Magnoliopsida; Solanales; Solanaceae. The coding region runs from base 143 to 1267 and encodes 374 amino acids. Gene Ontology annotation, cellular component: nucleus; chromatin. Gene Ontology annotation, biological process: nucleosome assembly. The record is from RefSeq and is a predicted model, not a curated record.
GGGAAGUAGUAAACCUUACUUAAAUUGAAAUAAAGGCACCAAAAACCCUUUUCUCUCUCUCUUUAUAUAUCUCUUCACUUAUUAUUCAUCUCUCUUUUAGGGUUUUUGUUUUGCCUUCUCCAAAUUUCUCCAAUACAUAAAAAUGAGCAACACUAAAGACAACUUCAAUGUUGCUGAUCUCAGUGCUGCUCUAAAUGCUGGGGACAGAGCAGACCUUGUUAAUGUUCUCAAGAAUAAACUUCAGGACCUUACUGGGAAGCACACAAACUUGCUUGAAAAUUUGACGCCCAAUGUUAGAAAGCGUGUUGAAGUUCUAAGAGAGAUUCAGUCUCAACAUGACGAAUUGGAGGCAAAAUUUUUUGAGGAGAGAGCUGCGCUUGAAGCCAAAUACCAAAAGUUGUAUCAGCCUUUAUAUACUAAGAGAUUUGAUAUUGUGAAUGGAGUUGUUGAAGUUGAUGGCAGUGUGACUGAGGCCGCAGCAGCGGACCAGAAAGAAGAGGCAGUGGAGAAAGGAGUCCCUGAUUUCUGGUUCACUGCAAUGAAGAAUAAUGAUGUUCUAGCUGAGGAGAUCACAGAGCGAGAUGAAGGAGCACUCAAAUUUCUCAAGGAUAUAAAGUGGACCAGAAUUGAUAAUCCCAAGGGAUUUAAGCUUGAAUUUUUCUUUGAUACUAAUCCGUACUUCAAGAAUACUGUGCUGACUAAAACAUAUCACAUGAUUGAUGAAGACGAGCCUAUACUUGAGAAGGCCUUAGGGACCGAGAUAGAAUGGUAUCCAGGAAAAUGUUUGACACAAAAGAUUCUAAAGAAGAAGCCAAAGAAGGGCUCAAAGAAUGCCAAGCCUAUUACUAAAACAGAACAAUGCGAAAGUUUCUUCAACUUCUUUAGUCCACCUCAAGUUCCAGAGGAUGAAGAGGAUAUUGAUGAAGAUGCUGCUGAAGAACUUCAAAGUCUGAUGGAACAAGACUAUGAUAUUGGAUCCACUAUUCGAGAUAAGAUUAUUCCGCAUGCGGUUUCUUGGUUCACUGGGGAAGCUGCCGAAGAUGAUUUUGCUGACUUGGAAGAUGACGAGGAUGAAGAUGAUGACGAGGAUGAUGAUGAUGAAGAUGAUGAGGACGAGGAGGAUGAUGAGGACGAUGAAGAUGAUGAGGAUGAGGAGGAUAGCAGUACCAAGAAAAAGUUGUUUAUAUUUAUACCGCAGAGGAGUGGUAGAGCACUUGGAGCAGAUGGUCCAGCUGGUGAGAGGCCACCAGAGUGCAAGCAACAGUAGACGUUCGUUGGAGCUGGCUAUGUUAUAUUUUUCUUGAAAAGAUGGAUGGCAGAGAAGAGAUCCUGCAAUUUUGUUUGCUUGUUAUUGUUCCAGUAAUGUUAGAACAAUCUUUUAGUCAUUUUUACUAUAUUUUCUGGUUUAUAUUCUUUCACUUUUGUCGGUUUGCGCGUUUAUAUUCUUGGGGUAGUAGAUAGGAAGUGUGAUGAAUGUUGUUGUGUACUCUUAUUGAACUGUUUGGUAAUUCAGAAAUCUCAAGUAUAGCUUUAGUUUUAAGA